Messenger RNA from Periophthalmus magnuspinnatus, 2287 nucleotides. RefSeq names its product FERM domain containing 3 (gene frmd3). The transcript has 15 exons. Gene Ontology annotation, molecular function: cytoskeletal protein binding. Gene Ontology annotation, cellular component: cytoskeleton. The record is from RefSeq and is a predicted model, not a curated record. Lineage: Eukaryota; Metazoa; Chordata; Actinopteri; Gobiiformes; Gobiidae. Bases 1 to 1830 code for a protein of 609 amino acids.
AUGAAAAUGCUCCGGUUUCGAAGCCCCAGCCUCCGAUCUUUGGACCAGGAGAUCCGCUGCACGAUCCGGCUCCUGGACGACUCGGAAAUUUCAUGCACCAUCCAGAGAGACACCAAAGGCCAGUUCCUGUUGGACCAUGUGUGUAACCACUACAACCUCCUGGAGAAGGACUACUUUGGGAUCAGAUAUGUGGACCCGGAGAAGCAGAGACACUGGCUGGAGCCGAACAAGCCAGUGUUGCGGCAGAUGAAGUCCCAGCAGCCUUACACCAUGUGCUUCCGGGUCAAGUUUUACCCCCACGAACCAAUGAAAAUCAAAGAGGAGCUCACCAGAUAUCUUUUGUACCUCCAGUUGAAGAGGGACAUCUAUCAUGGCCGCCUCCUCUGCCCUUUUGCUGAUGCUGCCUAUCUUGGAGCCUGUAUAAUACAGGCGGAGCUGGGGGAUUAUGACCCGGAGGAGCAUCCUUCAGAUUACAUCAGAGACUUCAGACUUUUCCCCAAACAGUCACUGAAGCUGGAGCGUAAGAUCAUGGACAUCCACAAGACUGAACUCAGGGGGCAGUGUGCAGCACUCGCAGAACUGAACAUGGUGCAGAGAGCCCAGAGCCUGGAGACCUACGGAGUGGACCCUCAUCCCUGCAAGGAUUUUACAGGGUCCACGGCGUUUCUGGGAUUCACAGCCACUGGAUUUGUGGUGUUCCAGGGAAACAAGAGGAUCCACCUGCUCAAAUGGGCUGACGUCAGCAAGCUCAAGUUUGAGGGAAAGACCUUCUACGUCAUCGGGAUUCAGAAAGAGAAGAAAUUAGUGCUGACGUUCCACACCUCAACUCCAGCCGCCUGCAAACAUCUGUGGAAGUGUGGGGUGGAGAACCAGGCCUUUUACAAAUGUGCAAAGUCCAGCCAGAUCAAGACAGUCUCCAGCAGUAACAUCUUCUUUAAAGGGAGCCGCUUCAGAUACAGUGGAAGAGUAGCCAAGGAGGUGAUAGAGGCCAGCUCAAAGAUUCAAAGAGACCCACCCGAGGUCUACAGAGCUCAUUUUGGACAGAGCCGAAGCUUCAACUCUCUGAGCCAUAAAAACCUCAUAAUGAACAUGGAGCCUCUGGUGCCAGCUCUGCCCUCACCGAGCGAAUACGAGGAGGCCGCUCCAGACACCAGUGCAGUUGCAGUGAAAGAGGUGCCCUCCUUGUCUCCAGUCAUACCCCUGUCUGUGGACCCCGAGCUCAAGCCUGACAGUGCAGCUCAGCCCCCUCCUCAUGUCCCCUCAGACACCUCCACCCUGCGCACUCAGGACAGAGAUGAAGAGGAGGAAGAGGAGGAGGAAGACAGCAGCCAACCACUCACCAUCUCUGAGCUCGUCUACAGCCCGUGUGCCAGCCUGCUGCCCACCCCAGUGGAGGACUCCCAAGGGGGGGUAGAGCUGCUCUUCUCAUCCCCGGUCCAGAGCCCCGCACGGCUGCUACGAGAGCUCCACGCUGACCCAGACAUCCAGGCUCAGCUUGAAGCUGAACGCGAGCGGGACAGAGCCUACGAGCGUACACGAUUGGCUGCCAGCAGGAGCGUGGGUGGGGUCCUGGGCCUGCUCUCAUCCAAUGAGAGGGUGCGGUCAUGUGUGUGGAGCGUGGUGCGCCUGGUUGCCGUGGUGAUGGGAGUGUUGUUGGUUACCGUGCCAACGCUGCUGCUGCUGUUGGAGUCUGACCUUGAUGUUUCGUUCCUCCAUGAGAUCAGACAGACCCCAGAGUUUGAGCAAUUCCACUAUGAGUAUUACUGCCCCCUUCGGAGAUGGGUGCUGUGCAGCAUCAGCAACGCCAUGGAGAGCCUCUGGUCUGACUAGAGACACUACUUCUACUGCUACUACUGCUAUUACUACUUCUGGUACUACUACUAUUAGUACUGUUACUAGUACAACUACUACUGCAGAAACAACCACAACGUCUGGCUCACAGCUCAUUCAGUCUUAAGCACAGUCUUAAAAUAAUAACAAUAACGAUGCGUUGGAUUAAACAGCGCCUUUCAUGAAACCCAAAACGCUUUGCCUUUUUAAAUGUAUUUGUAAUGCUUGAAUUUCAUCUCACCUGUAAGUGUUAUGACAAGAUUUAAAACAGUCAGUGACGAUAACAACUAGCCUGCUUUUACUUGUCUUGCACUUCCAGUUGAGAAGUUGACUGGAUCUCAGUGGAGCCCCCAUCCAUCUGCUCCCAUCAGCUGUUUUGCUCAUAACAUUGUGAAUAAGAGGCGGAUUGUCAAAGUGUUGUUUAGAUGGUGUAAAACAUCUUUAUGGACUCUAACCC